Molecule: messenger RNA, 4415 nt
Organism: Doryrhamphus excisus (bluestripe pipefish)
Lineage: Eukaryota; Metazoa; Chordata; Actinopteri; Syngnathiformes; Syngnathidae
Gene: oxsm
Product: 3-oxoacyl-ACP synthase, mitochondrial
Biological process (GO): fatty acid biosynthetic process
Cellular component (GO): mitochondrion
Molecular function (GO): 3-oxoacyl-[acyl-carrier-protein] synthase activity
Source: RefSeq, a predicted model, not a curated record
CGAACACAAUGCAUGGCUGCUGUGUACAGUAAAUGGCAAACUUUUUAUUCGUCUGUUUUGAAUAAAACAAGUAGAGAGCACCAGAAUGGUGUCUUUUUGGGGUAGUUUCCAACUCAGACAGAGUAGAAAGCUUCUCUUUGGGAAUAAGAUAUUGUUUUUUCCAAGAUGGCGCAGCACUGAAACGCGUAGAAGAAGGGUUGUAAUCACGGGAAUUGGUUUGGUGUGUCCUCUGGGCACAGGGACUAUUCUACCCUGGAGGCGUCUAAUUCUUGGAAACUGCGGGAUUGUUGGUCUUAAUUCGGAGGAGUACAAAUCUAUCCCAUGUAAAGUAGCAGCCUUGGUACCCAAAGGACAUGAAGAAGGUGACUUUGAUGAGGGAAUGUUUGCCUCCCCUGGAGAGAUGAAGAGCAUGUCACCAGCUACUGUCAUGGCGCUUGGAGCUGCUCACUUUGCCCUGCAGGACUCCGGGUGGUACCCAAACAGCACAGAUGAGCAACUCAGCAGCGGUGUAGCUGUCGGCAUGGGUAUGGUGUCGCUGGAUGAAAUCGCUUCCACGUCUGUAGCCUUCCAGGAAAAAGGUUACAAGAAAGUUAGCCCUUUUUUUGUGCCCCGUAUUCUUGUAAAUAUGGCCGCCGGGCAUAUAAGUAUCAGAUACAAAUUGAAGGGUCCUAAUCAUGCUGUGUCCACAGCCUGCACCACUGGUGCACACGCAAUCGGCGAUGCUGCAAGGUUUAUCGCUCAUGGUGAUGCAGUUGCUAUGGUUACAGGCGGGACCGAGGCCUGCGUUGGACCUUUGGCAAUAGCCGGGUUUGCAAGGGCGCGUGCCCUUGCCACAAAAUGGAACACAGAGCCCAAACUAGCGUCGAGACCCUUUCAUCCGGAGAGAGACGGUUUUGUGAUGGGUGAGGGAUCAGCUGUGGUCCUGCUGGAGGAACUGGACCAUGCAGUGAAGAGAGGAGCCAGAAUCUAUGCCGAGGUGUUGGGAUAUGGACUCUCGGGGGACGCAAGCCACAUUACGACCCCCAGCGCAGAUGGAGAUGGGGCAUUUAGGUGUAUGUCAGCAGCCAUCAACGAUGCUGGCAUUUCACCCGAAGACAUAACUUACGUGAACGCCCACGCCACCUCAACGCCUUUGGGCGAUGCGGCUGAAAAUGCUGCCAUCAAGAGGCUCUUUGGCCGACAUGCGGGACGCCUGGCCGUGUCCUCCACCAAGGGGGCCACCGGACAUCUGCUGGGCGCCGCGGGAGCUCUGGAGGCGGCGUUCACCGCUCUAGCUUGCUAUCACCGCGUCCUGCCCCCCACCCUCAACUUGGACCGCACGGAACCGGAGUUCAACUUGAAUUACGUUCCCUGCGUAGCACAGCCGUGGCAGACUUCGGGUAGACGUGUUGCUCUGACUAAUUCUUUUGGGUUUGGAGGAACCAACGCCACACUGUGUCUUGGCAGUGUGUAGAAAUGUGCUAUGUGUGUGUGUGUGUGUGUGUGUGUGUGAUGGAUACAUGCUGAUGUAAGCUUUUGUUUGUUUGAAGAAUAUCCAGGGGUGUCCAAAGUACUUGCCUGUUUUUUUUUUUAGUGGCCCAUUUAGUGGCAUAUUAAAGAAAAAAUACUUUGUUUUUUUAAGUUGUGAUAUGAGAAACAACAAAAUAAGGUUGAUUGUGGGGGGGUCUGUCUGAUAAUUAUUGGUAUCGAUAAUUAUCGGCCCAAUAUCAGCAUUAAAAUGUGAUAUCGGUAUAAUUUUUUUUCCCCCAAUCAUCCCUAAUUAUGGAAUAAAGUCUUAAUAUUACCUCUUUUUUUUAAGUCGUGAUAUGAGAAACAACAAAAUAAGGUUGAUUGUGGGGGGGUCUGUCUGAUCAUUAUUGGUAUCGAUAAUUAUCGGCCCAAUAUCAGCAUUAAAAUGUGAUAUCGGUAUAAUUUUUUUCCCCCCAAUCAUCCCUAAUUAUGGAAUAAAGUCUUAAUAUUACCUCUUUUUUAAGUCGUGAUAUGAGAAACAACAAAAUAAGGUUUGUUGGGGGGGUCUGAUUAUUAUUGGUAUCGAUAAUUAUAAUUAUCGGCCCAAUAUCAGCAUAAAAAUGUGAUAUGACUAAUUAUGGAAUAAAGUCAUAAUAUUACCUAUAUUACCUCUUUUUUUUAAGCCGUGAUAUGAGAAACAACAAAAUAAGGUUGAUUGUGGGGGGGGUCUGUCUUAUAAUUAUUGGUAUCGAUAAUUAUCGGCCCAAUAUCAGCAUUAAAAUGUGAUAUUGGUCGAUAUCGGUAUAAUUCCCCCCCCCCCCAAUCAUCCCUAAUUAUGGAAUAAAGUCUUAAUAUUACCUCUUUUUUUUAAGUCGUGAUAUGAGAAACAACAAAAUAAGGUUGAUUGUGGGGGGGUCUGUCUUAUAAUUAUUGGUAUCGAUAAUUAUCGGCCCAAUAUCAGCAUUAAAAUGUGAUAUCGGUAUAAUUUUUUUCCCCCCAAUCAUCCCUAAUUAUGGAAUAAAGUCUUAAUAUUACCUCUUUUUUUUAAGUCGUGAUAUGAGAAACAACAAAAUAAGGUUUAUUGGGGGGGGUCUGAUAAUUAUUGGUAUCGAUAAUUAUAAUUAUCGGCCCGAUAUCAGCAUAAAAAUGUGAUAUGACUAAUUAUGGAAUAAAGUCAUAAUAUUACCUAUAUUACCUCUUUUUUUUAAGCCGUGAUAUGAGAAACAACAAAAUAAGGUUGAUUGUGGGGGGGGUCUGUCUUAUAAUUAUUGGUAUCGAUAAUUAUCGGCCCAAUAUCAGCAUUAAAAUGUGAUAUUGGUCGAUAUCGGUAUAAUUUUUCCCCCCCCAAUCAUCCCUAAUUAUGGAAUAAAGUCUUAAUAUUACCUCUUUUUUUAAGUCGUGAUAUGAGAAACAACAAAAUAAGGUUGAUUGUGGGGGGGUCUGUCUUAUAAUUAUUGGUAUCGAUAAUUAUCGGCCCAAUAUCAGCAUUAAAAUGUGAUAUCGGUAUAAUUUUUUCCCCCCAAUCAUCCCUAAUUAUGGAAUAAAGUCUUAAUAUUACCUCUUUUUUUUAAGUUGUGAUAUGAGAAACAACAAAAUAAGUUUUAUUGGGGGGGUCUGAUCAUUAUUGGUAUCGAUAAUUAUAAUUAUCGGCCCAAUAUCAGCAUUAAAAUGUGAUAUCGGUAUAAUUUUUUUCCCCCCAAUCAUCCCUAAUUAUGGAAUAAAGUCUUAAUAUUACCUCUUUUUUUUAAGUCGUGAUAUGAGAAACAACAAAAUAAGGUUUGUUGGGGGGGUCUGAUUAUUAUUGGUAUCGAUAAUUAUAAUUAUCGGCCCGAUAUCAGCAUAAAAAUGUGAUAUGACUAAUUAUGGAAUAAAGUCAUAAUAUUACCUAUAUUACCUCUUUUUUUUAAGUCGUGAUAUGAGAAACAACAAAAUAAGGUUGAUUGUGGGGGGGGUCUGUCUUAUAAUUAUUGGUAUCGAUAAUUAUCGGCCCAAUAUCAGCAUUAAAAUGUGAUAUUGGUCGAUAUCGGUAUAAUUUUUCCCCCCCCAAUCAUCCCUAAUUAUGGAAUAAAGUCUUAAUAUUACCUCUUUUUUUUAAGUUGUGAUAUGAGAAACAACAAAAUAAGGUUGAUUGUGGGGGGGUCUGUCUGAUAAUUAUUGGUAUCGAUAAUUAUCGGCCCAAUAUAAGCAUAAAAAUGUGAUAUUGGUUGAUAUCGGUAUCAGUUUUUUUCCCCAAUCAUCACUAAUUAUGGAAUAAAGUCAUAAUAUUACCUCUUUUUUAAGUCGUGAUAUGAGAAACAACAAAAUAAAACCUUAUUUUGUUGUUGGGGGGGGGGGGUGUCUGAUAAUUAUUGGUAUUGAUAAUUAUCGGCCCAAUAUCAGCAUAAAAAUGUGAUAUUGGUCUAUAUCGGUAUGAUUUUUUUCCCCCAAUUAUCCCUAAUUAUGGAAUAAAGUCAUAAUAUUACCUAUAUUACCUUUUUAAGUCGUGAUAUGAGAAACAACAAAAUAAGGUUGAUUGUGUGUGGGGAGGGGGGUCUGUCUGAUAAUUAUCGGCCCAAUAUCAGCAUAAAAAUGUGAUAUUGGUCGAUAUCGGUAUCAAUUUUUUCCCCCAAUCAUCCCUAAUUAUAGAAUAAAGAAAAAAAUUGUCAGUUUCUUUGUGUGUGCAUUGUUACAUAUUACAUAAACCAUUACUCACUUCGGGGUGUAAAUAAAUUGGUACAGAAUUGCUGAGGUGGCCCCCGCUCCGCCACUGAGUGCAGGGGUGCCCAGAUUUUUUCUAAUGAAGGCCACUUUUAAUUUAUAUAUAUUUAAAAAGAAAACUUAAAAAAUAUAUAUAUAUUUUUACUAUCUUUGUUUUUAAUUUCUAAAUAUGUCUUCAUAAAUAAUCCAUGGAAAUGUUCUUGUUGUUCUCUUAUUAUGACUUUUUAAAGAACAUUUUGUUUUAAUAUUUCAACUCAUUUUUUCCCCAA